Molecule: messenger RNA, 690 nt
Organism: Lathyrus sativus (Indian pea)
Lineage: Eukaryota; Viridiplantae; Streptophyta; Magnoliopsida; Fabales; Fabaceae
Source: the annotation of a GenBank genome assembly
AUGACCACUCUUUGUAUUGAUUCCGACUCCGCCGUAGAAACCAUGAAAGACGAUUUACUCGUGCAAGAAGGAUACGUUUUCGAAGAAGAGAUUCAUCUCACAGUGCUCAAAACCUCUCUUUUCUUCGCCGGUGAUGGUUUCACCGUCUAUGAUUCCAAAGGUGAAGUUACUUUCAGAGUUGAGUCUUAUGGACCUGAUUCUCGUGACCUUGAUGAGCUUGUUUUAAUGGAUCCAGAUGGCCGUUGCAUCCUCACCGUUCGCCGGAAGAAACCGAGUCUGCAUCAACGGUGGGAAGGCUUCAAAGGAGAAAGAAUAAACGGUGAUAAACCCACCUUCAGCGUGAAGCGAUCAUCUAUAAUGGGACGGUCAUACGCUGGAGUUUCGGUGGAGGUCUACGAUAGUCCCGGUGAGGAGUACCACAUCGAAGGAUGCUUCUCGCAACGCAGUUGCACCGUUUUUAACGCUUCAAAAGAAUCAGUGGCUCAGAUUCAUCGAAAAGUGGACCCCACUACAGGUGUGUUGAUUGGGAAAGAAGUGUUCUCUCUUUCCGUUAAACCUGGUUUUGAUGCUGCUUUUGCAAUGGGAUUCGUGCUUGUUCUUGAUCAAAUAGGCGGUGAUGAUUCUCUUGAGGAUGAUGCAACAGCAGAGCCUACCGUGCACCCUACUACAGAAGAUUAUGAAGAUAAAUAA